This is a messenger RNA of Adineta ricciae, 963 nucleotides long. The record is from the annotation of a GenBank genome assembly. NCBI's taxonomy places the organism in Eukaryota, Metazoa, Rotifera, Eurotatoria, Adinetida, Adinetidae.
AUGGGUAUAAACUCUUCUCAAACACUCCGUCGUAAAAAUCUGACUGCACAGGAUAUUAUUCAUGAGUGUAACGAACAAAGUAAAGUCAAACAAUCGUACAUUCUUGUCACUGGAGCUACAUCAGGUAUUGGUAUCGAAACUGGUCGAACAUUAGCGUUAGCAGGAGCAAAAGUUUAUCUGAUGGGCAGAAGUGAAACGAAGCUUCAAGAAGUGAUCACAAAUAUCAAUAAAGAGUUACAACAAAGCACGACCGGUGGAUCUGUUCAAGGUGUGCUCUGUGAUUUGAAUAGUUUAGCAAGUAUUAAAACAUUUGCUCAAAAGUUUAUUCAAGACAAUAUGCCGUUAAAUAUUCUAAUACUCAAUGCUGGUAUAUUCAAUUAUAAGUUUGCUCAAACUAUCGAUGGGCUCGAACAAGUUAUGGGGGUGAAUCAUAUAGGUCACGCUUAUCUAACGAAAUUACUAAUGCCGGUAUUGAUUGCUAAUAAUCCGUCAAGAAUUGUUGUAGUUUCGUCUGAAUUACAAUGGGGUCCACCGUUGAAUUACCAAGCAUUAGAGCAAAUGAGUAGUGCAUCGACUAAUCGCAGUAAAUCCUGGGGUAUGCUCAGAAGUUAUCAACAAAGUAAACUAGCAAAUGUAUUAUUUGCUCGUGCACUUGCUGCACGAUAUAAAGACAAACAAAUUACUGCUUAUUCACUCCAUCCGGGAGUGAUUGAUACGAAUUUAACAUCACAGCUACCAUUGCAAGGCGUUCUAAAAAAAUUUAUCCCCAAGAAAACACCUGAACAAGGCGCAGCUACUUCAGUAUUUUGUGCAAUCAAGCCCGGCCUGGAAACUGAAAAUGGACGAUUUUUUCAAGAUUCGACUGUGACUGACCUCGGUGAUAAGUGGACCGAGGAUGAUCUCGAUACAUUCUGGAAGUGGACAGAAAAGAUCAUCGACGAACGAACAGCCAAUUUAUCAUGA